Molecule: messenger RNA, 1239 nt
Organism: Colius striatus (speckled mousebird)
Lineage: Eukaryota; Metazoa; Chordata; Aves; Coliiformes; Coliidae
Gene: ARL6
Product: ADP ribosylation factor like GTPase 6
Exons: 8
Coding region: 77-637 (186 amino acids)
Biological process (GO): cilium assembly; vesicle-mediated transport; protein localization to cilium
Cellular component (GO): cytoplasm; axoneme
Molecular function (GO): GTPase activity; GTP binding
Source: RefSeq, a predicted model, not a curated record
AGGCGGCGGCGGCCGGGGCCGGGGCCUGCCGACAGCUCGCGGGCCGAGGUGAUCCCUGUGCAUUUGAGCCAGAAUUAUGGGAUUGUUUGACAAGCUCGCGGGAUGGCUUGGACUGAAGAAAAAGGAGGUUCAUGUUUUGUGCCUUGGCUUGGACAAUAGCGGCAAAACAACAAUCAUAAAUAAACUUAAACCUUCAAAUGCUCAAACUCAGGACAUCGUUCCAACAAUAGGAUUCAGUAUAGAGAAAUUCAAGACAUCAAGUUUGUCUUUCACAGUGUUUGAUAUGUCAGGUCAAGGGAAAUACAGAGACCUCUGGGAACAUUACUACAAAGAGGGCCAAGCCAUUAUUUUUGUCAUAGAUAGCAGUGACAAAUUAAGAAUGGUCGUGGCCAAAGAAGAACUUGACACCCUUCUGAAUCAUCCAGAUAUUAAGCACCGGCGACUGCCUGUUCUCUUUUUUGCUAACAAGAUGGACCUCAGGGAUGCAAUAUCAUCUGUGAAAGUAUCUCAGUUACUGUCAUUAGAAAAUAUCAAAGACAAACCCUGGCAUAUCUGUGCCAGUGAUGCUCUUAAAGGAGAAGGAUUACAAGAAGGUGUAGAUUGGCUCCAAGAUCAGAUCCAAGCAAUGAAGACAUGAGAGAGAAAUAAAAGACAUAUGGCGUUCUUUUAAAACUUUGUCAGUUGGAGUACAAGUUCUUUGGAAGGGAAGAAUGAUUUAAAGAAAACAAACAGUUCAGCUAAAAUGUACUGUGUUGACUUGUUUUCUUUUAGUUUUGCUUCCAGGAAAACUGAAUGUAGACAACAUAGCUCCUCAGGUAUGCACAUUGAAAUUAAUUAAAUGUCUUGUGACUGGAGAGCAUAUUUUUUUAAAAGAAUUUAUUAACAAUAAACAUCUGCAUUCAUUUGAGUUUUAGGCAAUAAUUAGCCAUCGGGAAAUGCCCCUCUGUUUUUUGGGGGAUACCUUUUCACCAAAUGGGAAUGUUUAUUUUCCUGAGAGAAAAUAGUCAGCACUUCUUGAACUAUAACUGCAUGAGAUACCUCAGAACAGUAGGUAUUUCUGCAUUUUUUUUUUAUUGUAAGAUUUGAUAUUGGGUUUUUAGUAACCAUCUACAAUAGGCUUCUAGAGGAAUGUUUUGAUUUAAGAUACAAAGAUUCAAAUAUUCACUGUAUGAGUUAUAGAUGAUUGCAAAUGUUUUUAAUGAACUGCUUUUAAUGAAAUGUUAUGAAUUGUUUUUGUGA